Messenger RNA from Nematostella vectensis (starlet sea anemone), 4072 nucleotides. RefSeq lists its product as uncharacterized. Gene Ontology annotation, molecular function: RNA binding. Lineage: Eukaryota; Metazoa; Cnidaria; Anthozoa; Actiniaria; Edwardsiidae. The record is from RefSeq and is a predicted model, not a curated record. Bases 87 to 3911 code for a protein of 1274 amino acids. The transcript is spliced from 26 exons.
UGUGCCUCUUUUUGGUGCGAAAUUUCGAAGUGGCGAAGGUGACAGUCUGUUGUUUGCAUGAGCGGAGUAAUGCACAUUGCAGUAAAAUGUCGCUCUCGUGUGUUUGUUUUAACCACGAGGAUCGAGAAGCAAAGUUCAACUGCUUUGACUGCAAGGCUGAUUUUGUUGUCAAGUAUUGCCAUGAUUGCCAUGAUAAGAUUCAUACAAUGGAGGUCUUUAGAGGACAUCGCUGCACAUCAAUUGAAAAAUUGGAUCAACGGCGGCUGUCACAGGACAUAUCUAACAUAGAGAGGCUUGUAGAGGUUGAGACAACAAUACUCAAAGAUGUUAUAACAACUUUGCGGGAAACUGAACAGCAGGAGAUGAAUGCAAUCCAUGACUUUUUGGGCCAAGCACAUAAGAGGCUAGACAAGAUCCAACAGUGCAGUAGAAAUGUGGACAAAGCAGUGUUCUAUCUUUCUAAGGUAUCAGAUGUUGUGAGUCACCUUCCAUAUGAACCUGGUUCAUGUACGGCUACAACAGACAUUCCAGACACUGCUUCUGCUAUAUCAGAUACCAGAUCAGAGUCUACUAGCCAUCAAACAGAGUGUCCAGAGAUGCAGAUCAACCUUGACUCAAUUGAUUUCAGCAUCCCAGCCCCUGGCGAUGAGAUUCCAGUUACUGUAAAAUGCUCUCUUGCAAAGAAUGGCACUUUUUGGAUGGCAAGAAAAGAAAGUUCUGAGAAAGUCUUUUUGUUGGAAAAGGCACUAAGGGAGUUCUUUGAGGUCAAUGAAACCUGUGCUGUGACUGCUGUGGAGGAGACAAUGGUGUUUGCUGCACAUGUACAAGACAGGCAGGCAGUUUGGAACUACUGGAGGGUCAAAGUUGAGAAGAAGAUCAAUCAAACUAUGGUCAAGGUUCGUUAUAUGGACCAUGGAAUGGUGCAAGAUCUGCCCUUGCAGUCUUUAGUAGAGUUGCCUGCUCAGUUCAAGGAAAUUCCUUACCAGGCAAUGGAGUGCUGUCUAUUUGCAAAUUUUCUUGAAGUGUCCCUUCCUUAUGAGGCCAAGUGGUGCUUCAGAGAUCUGACACAUGGAAAAGACCUACUGGCUAAGAUGCAAGCCAAGAUUGUUACUGCUCCUGAUAAGACCACCCAUUACGUUCAUCUGAUAUCUCAGUCCGAUAGCGCUGUCAACAUUAACAGCAUGGUGCACAAAGUUGUGGAAGAGAACAAAUUAAAAGAAGAGGAUCGCCCAAUUAGACCUAAAGAGGAAAUCGCCAAAGCACCAAUCGUUGCUGAUGUUUCCCAAAAUGACAGUACAACAAACCUGCAGACAAAAGAUGCUACACAAGGUGUUACCACCACAACGGUCGAGUCUAGAAACAAUGCGAGUGAGUCAAAUAGUACGGCAGUGCAACCUCCACCACUCAUGAACGGCCAAGUAACAAUUCUCAAGCCUGAACAAUCAAGUAAUGUACCUGUGUCUUCCUCGAUACCUGAAAAUGAGAAAACGUGCAAACCCGCAGGACCUCCUGAAUUUGUCCCAGUUGGAAUGAUGACAGAAAGGAUGCGUUCCACUGUAAUUGAUAAGUGCUCAGCCAAUAGAUCCACUCUCAAUAGCAAGAUCUACAGCGCUGCACGUUACAUGGUCAUCCGCUCAGAGCCGCGUCAACUCGUAGAAGCCAUUAAGCAAGACAAAUGGUGCGUUUUUAGUGAGUUCCAAAUAAAUACAUUGAACCAGUACUAUUAUAAACGCCCAUUGAUUUUGAUCUUCACGGACCACUCGUAUGUCGAUGGGCUGGCGGAAAUGGCUUCUGCCGCAACGUUCAAUUCACCUCGCUGCACAGUCGUCAGUCCAGGAAUGUAUUGGCACCAGCGUUGCCAUGGAGAGUUUGCCUUGAAGUGGCAUUAUGUCCGAGGUAUCCCGUUUCAUUGGUUGAAGGAUGAGCGAACCUUCCAAUAUGCCAGGUCGUACCAGGAGUUGGAUUGGAUGAAGGGUAAGGAGGUAGUUAAGAGCUUCACACGCGACCAAAGAGGACGGCACAAGUCCAUCAUGGACAGCGCUGUGACCCAGUACAUGGAGAAUGUUGAACGUCCUCGCAAAUUGAGCUGUGAUGAUUUGCCAGAUGUUAAGGGAUUCCAGAAGGAGCCAAUAAUACAUCAAGAUUGGGAUUUGAGCAACGUCAGUGUGUCAUCUGAAGGACAUCAAGUCGAGGCUUGCAAUGAUGACCUCGUCAGAGAAUCAAACGUGAGCACUGAAGUCAACCCUGCACCAGAUGCAAUAAGUGUUAGCGAAAGUAUUGGUUUGAUCUCGGCAGAGAAUGCACCUGGGAAGUUAGCCCACAAGGGACCUAGGACAGAACCAUGUGAUACACCGAAAGAAGCUCCAUAUGAAGAAGCCAUUGCAUCUGAGAAUGCCCCAAAAGAGACAACUGUGGCGCCAAUAACUGAAGACCACUCAGAGAAACCUAAGACUAGAGUUACAGAUCAGAGCAAAACCCUAGAGAAGCAAAUUACAGAGGAUGUCAGGGAAGGGCAAAGUACCGAGCUGUGUAGUGCACCACUUGAAAUAAAAGCAUUGCCUAAGGUAGAUGUGCCCUCGAUGGGCAUGGAAGUAGAUAGAAAUAUGAAAGAUGUAUUGGAUUCAUGCAUAAGUGAGAAGACAAUACAAGGUAUUCCAAGUGAAACGACAAAACCAGAAUCUCUAAGUGAGAUAGCAAUGCAAGAUACUCAAACAAAGAAGGCAGUGCAAGAUACUCAAACAAAGAAGGCAGUGCAAGAUAUACAAGCAGAGAAUAAAGUGCAAGAAAUUCAACCAGAGAAGGCAGUUACAGAUAUCAAAGCAGGGGAGGCAGUGCAAGAUAUUCAAACAGAGAAGGCAUUUCAAGAUAUUCAAACAGAGAAGGCAUUUCAAGAUAUUCAAACAGAGAAUGCAGUACAAUAUAUUCCUUUGCAAGUUGAGGCUCCUGAUAAAGGAAAAACAAACAAAGAGUCUUUCAGCUCAAACAUUGAUCAAUCUUCAGAGCUGCACUUUACAGAUGACUGGGAAUCUGACAUUGGGAAGCUAAGCCAGGCAAGUCAACAAGAUGUGAACCCCACUGAUAAUAGAGAAUCAACCUUAUCCACCAUAACCCCAACCCAAGACUAUGCUGAAGCAUUCUACCAGCCAGAUUUGACUUCUGACCAAGAAGAAAGUGGGUCCGACCCGCCCUCUCGAGAAUCGCCGGCUCAUUUCUACUACCCUUCAGUUCCAGAAGAACUUCCUGAUUUAUCAGAAGACUCUACCUCGGCUGGGUACCGACACAAACACGGAGAGUACACGACUACCUCUCAUGAAGACAUCAGGGCACCUGCUGAAGGCACAGCCCCCAAAAGCUCAUCUGCAUUUGGUGGCAGCGUCGAGGACAUUGCUGGAGAGGACUUCCUGCCUGUUGAUCCUGGCUGUUACUACUCAGUGGCUUUGAGGUGUCCCAUAAACAGCCAGAGAAUUUUCUGGGCUUCUCUCAAACGGACCAAUCAGCAAAAUGAAGAGUAUAACCAAUUUCUCUCAAAUCUUAAAAGUUACAUGGAGGCGAAAGGUGAAAGUUUGACGAACCCGUUUCUGCUGAAGAGCUGCUGUGUGCGGAGUGAUACCAAAGGGCGUGUCCGUUAUAGGAGGGGAUUGAUUGUCGAGAUUCCGUCCAAUGAUAAGUUCCUUGUACGCUUGACUGAUGAAGGGCCUAUCAAACGAUACCAUAAAAGUGUGAUUUUCGAACUUCCAGACAGGUUUACAGUGGAAUACCCACCACAGGCGUUGCAGUGUAGACUGGAUGCAAAUGCGAAGGGGGUCGAGCGGUUCAAGUCACAGUUUAGACGUGAUAAAAAAGUGACCAUUUACGUGGUAUCUAUCAGUGGAGAGAUCGUCAACGUGAAAAUACAUGACUUUCCAUCCUAAUUAUCCACGAUACACUAACGCCUUAUACUUCGACUAGAGGAAAUGCUCCACUAUCAAGCGGAAUUAUUAUUGUUUGUGUUCUUUGUUGUUAUUGUUGCAAAUUUGACCUAGACUGUGUCAAUUAAUCGUUGAAAAUAUAAAAAACUUAUCUUCAAAACCCA